AUGAGAGUUACAAAUGUCAGUGCCUAUUCUGUUCCUUCUGGUCUUCCAUUCAGCGUGGAGCAGUUGAUAGAGAUUGGCUGCCAAUGGGUUAUCCUUGGUCACUCUGAACUUAGACAUGUUACCGGUGAAUAUGAUCAGCUUGUUGGGAAGAAGGCUGCAUAUGCCUUGGGUCAAAAUCUUAAGGUUAUGGCAUGCAUAGGAGAACUAUUGGAAGAAACGGAAGCAUGGAAAACUUUUGACGUCUGUUUUAAGCAGUUGAGCACUUUUGCAGGCCUGUAUGGGUUAUUGGAACCAGAAAAGUUGCUUCUCCUGAGCAAGCUCAGGAAGUUCAUGCCGCUGUGCGUGAUUGGUUAA
Messenger RNA from Lolium perenne, 354 nucleotides. RefSeq names its product triosephosphate isomerase, chloroplastic-like. Gene Ontology annotation, biological process: glycerol catabolic process; gluconeogenesis; glyceraldehyde-3-phosphate biosynthetic process. Gene Ontology annotation, molecular function: triose-phosphate isomerase activity. Gene Ontology annotation, cellular component: cytosol. NCBI's taxonomy places the organism in Eukaryota, Viridiplantae, Streptophyta, Magnoliopsida, Poales, Poaceae. The record is from RefSeq and is a predicted model, not a curated record.